This is a messenger RNA of Orussus abietinus, 4864 nucleotides long. Its product is annotated as facilitated trehalose transporter Tret1. Gene Ontology annotation, cellular component: membrane. Gene Ontology annotation, biological process: transmembrane transport; carbohydrate transport. Lineage: Eukaryota; Metazoa; Arthropoda; Insecta; Hymenoptera; Orussidae. The transcript is spliced from 6 exons. Gene Ontology annotation, molecular function: sugar transmembrane transporter activity. The record is from RefSeq and is a predicted model, not a curated record. Bases 797 to 2266 code for a protein of 489 amino acids.
AAAACCUUCCAUUACGAUCCGAUUCUCGACGGCGGGCUGAAUAACUAGACGGUUGCCUUCGAUUUGCCAGUGCGUUGCGAAGUUAUUACGGUUAAAUAUGAGAUAAAUGGUCGCGUAGGGCGGGCAUCUUUUCGCGAUCGGCGCUCCGACGAGGGGGACGAGAUUUAUAUCGUAUCGUGACCGGUAGAUCGUCGGAGAAUUCCUUUGAAAAUUUCGAUCGAGCUCCCGAGAGGUGAUGAAAAAUAUCGCGGGUCGAUAAGGCGUCGGCUCUUACAAGUUUCGCGUGUCCCUUCGGUGUCGGGUCUCGUGGCCACCCUCUAGAGCUUGACGCCUCAUGGUGAGGCAAGUUCUUGUGAAUUUCCGCAGUAUGUCGAUUUUUGUCCGGUAAUUGGAAUUAAUUUAUAAUUGAAUGCCGGUGAAGACUUUCGACCGAGUGAAGGAGUUUUCGCGUCCACGCGUGACCAUCGGUGGUGAAUCAUUUACCUCUUAAUCGUACUUUAUCGUCAGGCCCGUGUUAAACGCAACGAAUGCCAAUGUUAACGCCGAAAGCCGACGUUCUUAACCUCUCGAAAACGCGAUUAUAAAAAUCGAGGCCCGAGGGCCGGGUGGUUUCAUUUCCUCCUCGCCGAGCGUCCCGAUACGUCUGAGUCUCUGCAAACGUCUUUAACUCGUAUAUUCGACGUCCAAACAGAUAUAUAUAUCGGGAAUAUAUAUAUAUAUAUAGAAAGAGCGGACACCUCACGGGAGGAAAUAAUCGUGUCGGCUACCGAGUCUACGGUCCACCGGAUCGAGCGCCAUGAAGAUCCUCCUCAGAGCGGACACUCACAUUAAUUUGGAGGUUCCCGAAAACUCGCCGAAAGCGAAAUGCACCUACAGUCAGGUGUUGGCCGCCUUCUCGGUGUCGCUAGGAUCGAUGGUCGUCGGCUUUUCCCUGGGAUACACCUCGCCGGCCCUGGUCUCGAUGCGCGAUCGAUCCAUCACCAGCUUCGAGAUCACCGAGCAGACGGGAUCCUGGGUAGGUGGAAUAAUGCCUCUGAGUGCGCUCUUCGGCGGCAUCGCCGGAGGGCCGAGCAUCGAGUACUUCGGCAGGAGGAACACGAUCCUGGCCACGGCGUUCCCCUUCAUAACAGCCUGGCUACUGAUCGCGAUGGCCCAGAAUAUCGAGAUGCUUCUGAUCGGCCGAGCCCUGAGCGGAUUCUGCGUGGGGAUCGCAUCCCUAUCGCUGCCCGUCUAUCUUGGGGAGACCGUCCAACCGGAAGUAAGAGGGAUGCUGGGACUCCUUCCGACAACCUUCGGUAACAUCGGAAUCCUCCUGGUGUUCUCGACCGGGAUGGUAAUGAACUGGUCGAACCUCGCCCUGUUGGGUGCCUGCAUCCCGAUACCGUUCCUGGUCCUGAUGUUCCUGAUCCCGGAGACCCCGAGAUGGUACAUCUCCAAAGGGAAGACCAACCGCGCCCGGAAGGCGCUGCAGUGGCUCAGGAGCAAAGGAUCCGACGUGACGGAGGAGCUUACGGAGAUCGAGAACGCGCACAUCGCCAGCGAGAGGAUCGUCUCCGAGAACUCGUUCAUGAGCCUCUUCCAGGGAAAGAACAUGAAGCCUCUGUGCAUCUCGCUAGGGCUGAUGUUCUUCCAGCAGACGUCGGGCAUCAACGCGGUCAUCUUCUACACGGUGACGAUCUUCAAGGACGCCGGGAGCACGAUCGACGGAUACGUCGGGACGAUCCUCGUCGGGGUGAUGAACUUCGUGGCGACGUUCAUCGCGACCGCCCUGAUCGACCGUCUAGGUCGGAAAAUCCUGCUUUACGCCAGCAGCGUGGCGAUGAUCAUCACCCUGACGACCCUGGGGAUCUUCUUCUACCUGAAGAGCAGCGGCCACGACGUGACGCACAUCGGCUGGCUGCCUCUGGCGUGCCUGAUCGUCUACGCCCUGGGCUUCUCCCUGGGAAUGGGUCCCAUCCCCUGGCUGAUGAUGGGCGAGAUUCUGCCGGCCAAGAUCAGAGGAUCCGCGGCCAGCGUGGCCACGGGCUUCAACUGGUCCUGCACCUUCAUCGUGACGAAGACCUUCAGCGACCUGAACAUCCUCCUGGGCAGCCACGGGGCCUUCUGGAUCUUCGCGCUGAUGGUUACCCUGGGCCUCGUCUUCACCGUGGUCUUCGUCCCGGAGACCAGCGGCAGGUCCCUCGAGGAGAUCGAGAAGAAGUUCGCGGGUCCGGUAAGGAGGACCAGCGCGGUCGCGAACAUGAAGACGAUGCCCUCGGUCUCCUAGACGGCGAGGCUCUCCUCGCUCCAGGGUGCAGCUAGAGGCUUCUACCCGGCGCCGAGGUGCUCCCCUCGGAGGCCCUUGGACUCCCGGGUCCGAGCCCAGGAUUCUCAUCUCCGAGGUCGAAGGAGCCGGUGCCGGGACGGGAAAGGCGAAGAGAAGAUCCCGCAGUAGGGCCGGGGCCAUCGCGACUGGUGCUCCUCGUCGGCGGACUAGUCCGGACUCCGUCGACCCGUUCCUUCGAUGGCCCCGCCCUGGGGUAUCUUUAUUUAUUUUUAUGGAACGCGAGGAAUUGCCGUCCGAUGUAUAUUUAUACGGGAAGGGGCUCUCCAGGACUCGAGCCUCGUGGCCGAUCGGUGACGAAUUCCGCGGUCGCUCGCCUCCUGGGGGAACGCGACCCGCAACGGCUAGAGAAGACAGGCUAUAGUAGACUUACACGGAUUAGUAGACUCGUUUUUUAGUGCACUAGGAAGCUCAAUAUCUCCUGGCGGUUCCUCGAUAGCCGAAGGGCUCACAAACGUUGACGACUUGCUCAAACGAGGGAGCUGGAACCAGGGGGAGGGAAAUCCCGUGGGGUAGGUUCGGAACGUCCCGUGGGUAUUAUCAGCAAACAUGGUAUAUAUAUGCCCAGGUUUUCAGAAAAAUCAACGUAAUGGAAAUGUCCACGGGACGUUUCAAAUCGGUAAUACGAUUUCUCGGGACACCGGUGCCUUAGCGCUUCGGUGCACCUGACGCGAUGUACUUGGCGCGAAACUCUGCCGAGCCUUUCGGCAGGGGGCGAGGAUAUCUCGAGUUUUCUGCGAGCUGGGAAUUUUAUGGGAGCGUUUUGUAGAGGCCACGCGAUGAUAGGCGAUUACCGUUGACUAGGUGUAUAGUUUUAUCCGUUUCCCUUGAUCGACGAUCCUCCUUCAAUCUACCUCAAGCCGAUGAACGAAAGGACGGAAAGGAAACGGAGGCGUUAGAGCUCGUGCGUUAUUUUAAACGGGCACGUUUCUCGAGUAUUAACGGCUAUGCAUUAUUUAGGUACGCGUUGGUUACGGACCGUUUCAACUGUCGAACAAUUCGGUGCUCGUAAAUGCGACGUUAGAUAAUUUUUUGGCGAACAUCGCGCAAACCGCGGGAAAUAAUCGUAGAUCUCUAGGGAAGCUCUUAUCUUAUCGUGUACAUUUCCCUUUUCUUUUUCAAAGAGGCGAUCGGAUAUCCGAUCUUUCGAAAAUCGUUCUCCCGCUUGGGAUCAAAUUCGUUAAAAGGGACGUCGGGUUGGACUUUGCGAUUUUUUCGCGGCUAAUUGCUCGACAAACGAUCCGACUGCCUGAUUGACUCGUUUCCUUUGUUCUUUCCACCGGAAUUGCGGUAUCUUUGGAAAAAAUUCCCGCGGACAAUUUAGCGACAGUCGAGAGAUGGCGAGGAAUUCAGAUACUUUGGUCUCCUUUUUCACGGUCGAUCUUAGAAAGUACGAUGUGUAAAGUGCCGAAAGCUCAGGCUCUGUACAGGGAAAAUUAGAUUUUGGAAUCGUACGUGUACGCGAAGGAAGAAAAAAAAAAAAAAAGAGGGCUGGUGAAGAAAAGUCAAUUCAGGAGAUACUUGAAGUGGCUAAUCUGAGAGUUCGAGAGAUUCCAUAGUUUCCGUUAUGCCGAGAAUUCCUUGAUUGUCGCCAGCCCCGUGAAAAUAUCACACAUAUCAAGAUUUAUAUCGGCGUUUAAGGAUUUUUAAUGAUUUUGUAAAAUACGAUGCAACAACGUCGUCCGUGUACAGAGCUUGUCACUAUGGCAUUCAUAUCUUCUAAAACGUUCCUAAUACGCUGAAAUCAGCCAGGGCAACGAUGAAAGAAAUUGUGAAAUCACCGAUUCAUCUUUAGUAUGAUAAUUAGUCAACCGGUACUUAGGUACAGUAGAGUACUUAAAGCCCUGCGAUUUGAGUGCACUCAUUAGCAAGUAGUAAAAUGCAAAAGCGUAGUGCAGAGAAUGCACGUCCCUCUUUCACUGGUUAGCACAAUUGUACGGUACUUCUGCACACCUUGAAAUACUUUUUUUCAAGCAGGGCAUAAGUCCGUAUGUACUUAACCGAUGUGCAAUUACAUGCUCUUCCCAAAGUACGUACAAUGUUCGCGAGAUAGGCCGCGAAGUGAAUCUCACUUGUUGACAGAGAAAAUCAUGACGUCCACGAGUUCCCCUGGAAUGACCCGCGAUUAGUCUGUUAUUGUUUUCUUUUCCCCUCUUCCUUGUACUUUAAUCGUCGCCUAUCAGCAAACGUGAUAUAUAUACACAUAGAUAUAUAUCCACAGUUACGUUCCUUUUAUAGAAAUGAUAUUUUAGAUACGAGUUUUAAACCAUCAUUGCCCACGCUGUAAUCUAUGCCCAUUUAGCCAUUAAGCCUCGUGUAGCACGUCCCACAUUGCUCGGACGUACCUGUACAUUUAUUUUGUUAGUACUUAUAUCACCUACGCUUAAAUCAUCGAAUUAUACCUGGCGAUUUCGACAUAUUAUAUUUACAUACACAUACAUAUACAUAUAUUUUUGAUAAUUUAAUACUCACUAUAAGUUUAUGUAAAUCUAUAUGUAUUACAGAAUACAAUUAUUUUACGACACCGAUAAAAAUGUGGCU